AACAUUUUCCUGUACACCAACUCAUAAACAGCGUUUCAGGAAGUAAAACUAUAGCCGGCCCCGCAAGGCUCACAUAGGGGUCACGUGGGGAAAAAUCGCAGAGAAUUGUGGGACUUGGGGAUUUCCCAGCGCAUGGUCCUGCCGAUGCUCGCUGGGGACCUUUAAGUUAGAAUUUUUCAGUCAUUCAUCGGAGAGUGAUAUCUGCACUGUAGCUGUUGGGGUACUGUGUGAGUCAUCAGGAGGACUAGUGGUUUUGGCGACCCUGCCCCAGCCUUUUGUUCCUCUGGUGGCUGGUUAUCCCCAGACCCCAGAAUGGAGGAAACACUGUCUGACCCCAUUGAACCUUUGAGUCAGGAGUCAUUUGCAGAGCUGUGGAAUCUGUUGGGCAGUCAGGUGGGGCAGUGCGCUGGUCCUCCGGCAGCAGAGGACGGCGCAAGGCGCCUUCCCAGUCCGUUGGUUCCAGUACAGAAUGAGAAUGGAGGGAAUGAACAUCCGCUUUGGGACCUGGAUGAUCCGCCCCCGACUUCGUAUGCCUGGAUUUCAGAAAAUAUAAACACUGGGUCUUGCGAGGAUCAUUCUAAGAGCUGUCCUGGGCUAUCCUGGCCUCCUUUGGCUGCACCAUCUGCUGGCUGUCCCUAUUCUGCAAAUGAGAUACUCCAGCCUGAAUGCAGUGUUCCAGAUGUGACCGCACCACUGGUCACUGAAGAGGAGCCCGAGUUGGACGACUUCCAGAGGGUGAUGGAUAAUGAGCUACAGCAGGGUAUCGUUACCAGUUCUGUGGGUGUGGAUUAUACAGCUCCCCACUACCAAAGUUUGCAGCCGUACAGUAGUAGUGUUGCUGUGGAGUUUAGUCCAACAACUUCUUCUGUACCGUCGACAACUGACUACCCUGGGGAAUGCAGUUUCCAGCUGGUGUUUCAGGAGUCUGGUACAGCGAAGUCUGUCACAUAUACUUACUCGCCUACGCUCAACAAACUGUACUGUCAGCUGGCAAAGACCUGUCCAGUCCAGAUAAAGGUUGAGUCCACCCCUGAAGUAGGGGCAAUUAUACGUGCCACUGCUGUCUACAAAAAGUCUGAGCACGUGGCUGAUGUGGUGAAGCGUUGUCCACACCAUGAACGCAGCACAGAACAUAAAGAUGGUCUUGUCCCACCUAGCCACCUGAUUCGUGUGGAGGGCAAUUCACAGGCUCAGUACCUGGAAGAUUCCAACACCAGGCGUCAGAGUGUCAUUGUGCCUUAUGAGAAACCACAGGUUGGAUCCGAUUGCACCACUGUUUUAUAUAAUUAUAUGUGUAACAGCAGCUGUAUGGGGGGCAUGAAUCGCCGUCCCAUCCUGACCAUCAUCACCUUGGAGAGCAAAGAUGGAAAGCUGCUGGGACGUUGCUGCUUUGAGGUGCGGAUCUGUGCCUGUCCAGGACGAGACCGCAAGCAUGAGGAAGCACACUUUCAGAAACCGCAAGAGAAGAACAGUGCAAAAACCAGUACUGGAACAGCAAAACGCACUUUUAAGGAGGUGUCUGGAUCUACUGUGCUUUUGGAGAUCAACAAGAAAAGAACUGUGAAUCCGGAGGAAGAGGUUUUUACCCUGCAGGUUCGGGGAAAAGAACGGUAUGAAAUGCUGAAGAAGGUGAAUGAUGCAUUGGAAAUUCAGGAUCACCUGUCUCCACAGGAUCUUGACAGGAUCAAGCAACAAAAGCAGAAAAACUCAACCAAAAAGGACAAGGAAGUGUUGGAACUUAAGAAGGGUAAAAAAUUGUUGGUGAAGGAAGAAACAUGUGAUUCUGAGUGACCCUUGUCCUCAUGAAAGCCAGCGUAACAACCAACUGCCGAUACCUAUACAGAGAUUUUUUUUCACUGUUAAAAUGUAGAGUUUACUGUACCCAUUAGGGAGUGCAGUGCUUAACACAUAUUUUUUUAAGUAAACUGGAGUAACAUUUUUCAAAA
Messenger RNA from Protopterus annectens (West African lungfish), 1946 nucleotides. RefSeq names its product cellular tumor antigen p53-like. Gene Ontology annotation, biological process: apoptotic process; protein tetramerization; regulation of transcription by RNA polymerase II. Gene Ontology annotation, molecular function: RNA polymerase II cis-regulatory region sequence-specific DNA binding; DNA-binding transcription factor activity, RNA polymerase II-specific; protein binding. The record is from RefSeq and is a predicted model, not a curated record. The transcript has 13 exons. Bases 313 to 1791 code for a protein of 492 amino acids. Gene Ontology annotation, cellular component: nucleus. NCBI's taxonomy places the organism in Eukaryota, Metazoa, Chordata, Ceratodontiformes, Protopteridae.